Molecule: messenger RNA, 3047 nt
Organism: Mobula hypostoma (lesser devil ray)
Lineage: Eukaryota; Metazoa; Chordata; Chondrichthyes; Myliobatiformes; Myliobatidae
Gene: asmtl
Product: acetylserotonin O-methyltransferase-like
Exons: 14
Coding region: 176-2062 (628 amino acids)
Molecular function (GO): nucleoside triphosphate diphosphatase activity; O-methyltransferase activity
Source: RefSeq, a predicted model, not a curated record
UCGUGAACAAUAGCCAGAUCAGAAAUGCUGAUCAAGUCAACUAGUUCCCAAAGAGAGCUCUGAUAGGCCAAUCAGAUGGUUCGCUGCUGCUCAUCGAUAACAGGCACAAGGGUCGCUAGCCCCUGUACCCCAGGAACACACCUGAGCGGUGCGGCGGAGAUCCUGUAAGACAAACAUGGUAUUGAAUGCAGUGAUUUCCAAACUAGCUGGGAAAUGUGUGGUCCUUGCCAGUGCUUCACCACGCAGAAGAGAAAUUUUGAACAAUGUUGGUCUUAGAUUUGAGGUGGUGCCUUCAUGGUUUAAGGAGAGUCUUGACAAGUCUGCUUUUCAAACACCCUAUGAUUAUGCGAAGGAAACUGCAAAGCAGAAAGCCCUUGAGGUGGCAACAAGAAUGCACUUGAAACACUUCAAGACUCCAGACAUCGUUAUUGGCGCAGACACUGUUGUGGGUUUUCAUGGCGAAAUUCUCGAGAAACCCAUAAAUAAGCAAGUUGCGUACAAUAUGCUAUCGAAACUCAACAAUAAUGAACAUAGUGUUUUCACGGGAGUUGCAAUUGUCCAAUGUCUCUGCAAAAGUGGAAACCAGCUGGAGACCAAUGUUACGGUUUUUUAUGAAGAAACAAAGGUGAAGUUUUCAGAAUUGUCUGAGGAACUUCUUUGGGAAUACGUACACAGCGGUGAGCCAAUGGACAAGGCAGGUGGCUAUGGAAUUCAAGCACUUGGCGGAAUGUUAGUGGAAUACGUUCAUGGGGACUUUUUGAACGUGGUGGGAUUUCCCCUAAAUCACUUCUGCAAGAAGCUGGAUGAAAUCUAUAGUUCACUAGAAAGCCAGUGUAUUGCAAGUAACACCAAGCCUAGUGAUCUGGAGAGUGAAUCUGUCAACCACAAGAAGAACGUAGCUGCAGAAAUGAGUCUGAAAUCUGACGAAACUGCACCGAUGGACGAGACACUAAAAGGUUCGGCUUCAGCUCUACCAAACGUUACUGCAAAGGCACAAGAGUUGGUGGAAGUGCACCAUGGUUUCCCAAGGAUAUCUACCCACAUUGAGAUGAACGAGUGCCUCCAUAAAGUUGCAGACCUAGUGGAUGGUUUCAAAGCAUCAAAGGUCUUAUUCACAGCUACCAAACUGAAGGUAUUUGAUAUAUUGAGCUUACAGGGAAGCUUAGAAACUUCAGACAUUGCUCAGAGAUUAAAGACAACAGUGGAUGCGACAGAGCGUCUCUUAGAUGCCUGUGUAUCACUUGGUUUACUAGAUAAAACACCAGGAACAUCACAAUUAUAUAAGAACACAAAAUUUGCCAACAUGUUCCUGGUAUCAGGCUCUGCAAAUUCCAUGAGUGACUAUAUUCUUUAUAAUAAUGACUACAUUUGGCCACUUUUCACUCAUCUGGAUACAGCCAUUAAAGAGGGACCAGGUCAUUGCCUAUCAGCUCCUGGGGGAAAGGCUGAAGACUUAUUUCAGAAUUCAGAACAAUUGUUGUCUCUAAUGUCAGCAAUUAACAAUGUUGUCAAAGUUGUUGGGAAGGACAUUGUCAGGGCAUUUGAUCUUUCGUCAUUUAAAACUGCUUGUGACUUAGGAGAAACUACUGGAGCUUUGGCCUAUGAAAUGGCAAAUGCAUAUCAAGAUAUGGUACUCACGGUCUUUCAUUCAUCAAACUUGUUGGAAAAAUUUAAACCUUUCCAGCAAAAAAAUCAAAGCUCAAGUCGAAUUUCUUUCAAAGAAGGAGACAUCUUCACAGACGACAUACCAGAGGCUGAACUUUACAUUCUCGUAAAUGUUCUUCAUUUCUGGAAAGAAGACAAGAUUAAUCUCCUAUUAAGCAGACUCUCUCAGAUGUGCAAACCAGGAUGCAGCCUUCUCCUUAUGGAGCUUGUGCUGUACGAUCGGAGGACCAAACCGUGCAGCGCUCUCUUGCAGGCCCUCAGUAUGAUGAUGCAGAGCGACGGGAAGGAGAGGAGUGGGUCAGAGUACAGGAAACUCUUGCACAAACAUGGCUUCGCAAACAUUCAGAUCAAACACACAGGAACCCUUCUGGAUGCCAUUUUUUGCAAAAAGCAUUAGAUUUCUAUCUACGUAUUGCAGAAGCUUUUCAAGGUUGGCCUUUAAUUAUGUUCGCCUCUGGUACCCAAUGGGGAAGGGCUAUAAAAUUCAAUCAACUUAGUUAAUGUGUUUUCAAAAUUGCACAUUUUGUAAUAUUAAUUCCUUAUUAAAUAAUUGUUUAAACUUUAAUUUUUGUUCUCAUAUUUCCAUAUGUAACACAGAUGGAGAUCAUACAAUCAUAUCAAUCCCAUUCUUCCAAUUAUUUACCAUCAACUCCCUCCAAUUCUCCUACAACCCAACUACACCAGCAGUAAUUUACAGUUGCCCGCUAAAUUCGCAGGUCAUCUUUGAGAUGUGGGAGGAAACACGGAGUGCCUUUGGUAAAAAUGCCCAUAGAAACAGCACAAGAGAUCAGGGCAUAGCCCUGUCUUUGGAACAAUGAAGCAGCCACACACCAGGUGCCAUUGCAGCAUGGAAUCGUAUACCUAAAACUUUACGCAUGAAAUCUGUAUUGAAAGUUGUGCCAGUGAUGGGAAGCUGUAUGAAACACUGCUCUGACCCCUGAACUCAGUUCUUCAUUCAGAGUUUAAUUACAUUAGGAGAGCCACCAGAAUAAUCAAGGACCCUUCCAUUCUGGUCAUUCCUUCUUCUCUCCUGUCCUGUAGGGCAGAAGAUACAAAAGUGGGAGAGCAUGUAUCACCAGGCACAAGAGGAACUUCUAUCCCAUCGUUAUCAGAUUCUUUAACAAUCCUCUCAUAAACUAAAAGAUGAAUUCUUUAUAUCCCAGUCAUCCUUGUUGUGGUCCUUGUACUUUGUCUGCCUGCACUGACCUUCUGUGAAAAUACAGCACUAUAUCCUGUGGUUCUGUUUUUCCCUUUUGUACCGUAUAGCCUACAUUAUAAUAAGGGACUACUUUAUGUUGUAGUAACACGUAGUUGCAUGUGCUGUUAGGCACGUUUUAAUCUGUAUGUGUGUGUCAAAAUUUGAACACUACCAGUAAAGAACC